AUUAUUGAAAGAGGUUAGCCGCGCGUAUUUUAAUAUAAAUAAUUAUCAAAAAGAAUAUAAGUUUUAAUAUUAUAAGUUUAUAAAAAUUAAUUACGAUUUAUUUUCAACCCAUUUUUACUACAAAUAUACCCGCUGUAAAGUGAGAUAUUCGCAAUUCUGCAUCAAUACAAACAAACCGACAAUAAUUUAAAUGAAUUUAGAAAUACAUACAUACAAAAAUGUUUGACGAUUAUUAUUGGCAUUACGAUUAUGCUCGUCUAGCUUGGGAUACAGGUUUUUGUUUCGAUAAAUAUAAAUACCCCAACUUGGAUAAAAAUAAAAUUUGUUUAAUUGACAUUGAUCGUAUCAUUAAAGAACGAGAUGUAGCUUCAGUUGAAAGGAACCUUUCAAUAGUAGUCCAGUUUGUUUUGGAUAACGAUCAAGCCGAAGUUUUGGAUUCUAAUUUUGUUAAACUAUUUCGUUUGGCACAGCUAUCAGUAGAAUAUUUGUUGUUUUGUAAAAAAUAUUUGGACAAAACUGUUGUUUUACUAAAAAAGGACAUAAUUAAAAUGAAAGAGCAACUUAAAGAAACAAAAAAUUACACGGAAGAGCUGGUUUCCCAUUUAUCCCCUUCGAGAAAUUUAAUGACGAGAUUUACAUGUGAAAUGUGUUUAAAAAUGUUCAGCACCGAGGAUUAUCUAAAUUCCCAUAUAAAACGGAGACACAGUACAAACGAUAUGUCGAUACCUAUAAAUUUAGAAGCAGACAAAUUACAUUCGGAAAUAAAGGAAUUGAAAGAAAGAUUGAACAACACCGAGAAAUUCAUUCAAGAAAAACCGAUAAACGAGGGAAAAGAUGAUAAAACAACAAAAUUGGUGUCGGAAAUACAAGAAAGUUUCGAUAGAUUUAGGAAACAAGUAGAGGAAAAAAUGACGAGUUUGCAGUUGGAGAAGAAUUUUUUUACGGAUAAAUACGACAAGUUGUUUGAAAUUGUGUUGCAGUAUAAAAACGUCGAACGCGAACAACGAGGAAUGCAUAUAACAGAAGAAAAAAAACGUAACGUGGAAAAUAUCAGUACACAGACAGAUAAAGUACAAAAACACUUACAGAUACAUACGAUUAGGGAUGACAACACUUUUUAUUUUGAAGAAAAAAAUUUGCGUCCCCAGGAAGAUAUCGAGGAGAAAAUUGAGAAGAAGUUUAAUGAUUUUGAGGAAAAUAUUGAAAGCAAAAUUUCAACGGGAUUAAGUAACAUAGAGAGUCAAAUACAAACUUUCUGGCAAAAAAUUUCAACUCCACGUCUUACAGAAGUUGUACAAACGGAAAUUUUGGAUGUAGAAGAGGAAAAACCGAAAAUUAAACCACGAAGUAAAUUAAUUUCUAUUUCACCUAUUAAAAAUAUAGAAAACGAAUCGAUAUUGGAAAAAGAAGUUGUUGAGAGUGAAUAUUUUCCACAACAAGAACCUGUUGUUACUUUUGUACGUGGAAAAUGUAGUGGAGAUAAUGGAAGCGAUUCUGAUACCAAGGAGACUAUUGAUAGUGGAAAAAAACAAAGCAAUAUUGUCAUUUAUUCACCUAUCAUCAAAAAAGGUAAUCGAAAACAAUCAGAAUCUAUUAGUUCGGAUUGUAAUAUUUCGAAGAUUUCUUCGAAAAAACAAAAAAAAUCUCAUACGAAUGAUAUUGAAGAUAUCAAUUUAUUAAAAACGGGAUUAAAUGAAAAAAUUUGUGCUACAAUAAACAAUGCUCUUCAAGAAAUGGGAAUAAACCCAACGUGGCACGGAAUUCCGAAAAGAACUUUUGAAAAAUCUUUGGAAAUAGUGAAACACCAAGAAAAUCUUAAUAAAAAGAGUUUUCCACGAUAUGAUUCCUUAAAAAAAUCAAUUGAAAAGUUAGUAAGGACUAACUCACUAAAAAGUGAGAAAAAAUUACCCAAGGAUGAUACCAAAUAUACCAAGACGUUAAAAAUACAAAUUAAAAAGAACGAACAACCCAAGUCAAAAUCGAAGGCGAUUAUCCAGAUCAAGGAUCCAUCCUUUUACGAUAGUGACAGUGAAGCUGAUCUUGAUCCGUAUUUACCGAAACAAUUCAAAUUAGAAGAAAAUUUGGAACAGAAACAGGUUCACGAUGCGGUUAUUGAAGAGUUGCAAGCAAAGUUUUCAAAAACAAUCACAAAUUCUGAUACGAACCCAGUGAUCGAGUCAGUAGAAGACGAGGAAAAGAAGGAACGAAAGAGCUCCAUGAAAAAUGUCGCCGCAGAAGGAUCUUUGGUUAGGAAAAAAGUGUUUUUUGAAAUGCAGGAAUCGGAAAUUUCGGAAAAAUGCGUUGAAAAAGUUUAUAGUUUAUCUGAUUUUGAGUUGACUUGAAUUAAUUUCUCUUGGGAGAUAAAAUAAUGAUGUUAUUUUGAUUUUUGUAUAAUUAUAUAUUAAUUUAAGUUGUAAAAAUACAAUAAAUAUGUAAUUAAAUAUAAAAA
This is a messenger RNA of Diorhabda carinulata, 2449 nucleotides long. RefSeq names its product cilium assembly protein DZIP1L (gene DZIP1). Lineage: Eukaryota; Metazoa; Arthropoda; Insecta; Coleoptera; Chrysomelidae. Gene Ontology annotation, cellular component: ciliary basal body; cytoplasm. Gene Ontology annotation, biological process: cilium assembly. The transcript is spliced from 7 exons. The record is from RefSeq and is a predicted model, not a curated record. Bases 219 to 2342 code for a protein of 707 amino acids.